Messenger RNA from Leptinotarsa decemlineata (Colorado potato beetle), 2100 nucleotides. Its product is annotated as Protein kinase, cAMP-dependent, catalytic subunit 1. Lineage: Eukaryota; Metazoa; Arthropoda; Insecta; Coleoptera; Chrysomelidae. Gene Ontology annotation, biological process: protein phosphorylation. Gene Ontology annotation, cellular component: nucleus; cytosol; cAMP-dependent protein kinase complex. Gene Ontology annotation, molecular function: cAMP-dependent protein kinase activity; ATP binding. The record is from RefSeq and is a predicted model, not a curated record.
CGGUUGCGUCAAGAGCUCGCGACUCGAUCCAAUCCAAACCCUAAUGAAGUGAAAAUUCGAGUCAAAGUUAGCAGCCAUUUUAUGCAGUUGUUGUGUUUUUACGAGCCGAAAUCGCGAAGUGGUUUCCCGUCGUCUCAUAAUUCGUUGAUAGUAGGCCGUGGGGAAGGAGUGUUUGUGAGAUAGGACAGAGAAAGGAACGUUGAAAUGAAUUCGAAAAAAGUGUGUUGACAUAGGACGAUUAUCCAGACAUUCGUGUCCUCCGCUGUUGCAACCGAGAAUCAACUUGGUGCUUAAGGCGGAGCGUUAACACUAAAUUCGGAGCCCUGGAAGGUUUAAAAGUCCAAACCAUGGGCAACAAUGCCGCUACGGCGAACAAAAAGGUCGAUUCCGCGGAGAGUGUCAAAGAAUUCCUCGACCAGGCCAAGGAGGACUUCGAGGAAAAGUGGAAGAGAAACCCGACGAACACGGCCAGCUUGGACGAUUUCGAGCGGAUCAAGACUCUAGGAACGGGCUCUUUCGGCCGGGUCAUGAUAGUGCAACACAAACCCACCAAGGAGUACUACGCCAUGAAAAUCCUCGACAAACAGAAAGUCGUCAAACUGAAGCAGGUGGAGCACACCCUGAAUGAGAAACGCAUCCUACAAGCCAUAAGUUUCCCCUUCCUCGUCAGUUUGAAGUUCCAUUUCAAAGACAAUUCGAAUCUGUAUAUGGUGUUGGAGUACGUGCCGGGCGGAGAGAUGUUUUCGCAUCUCCGAAAGGUGGGAAGGUUCUCCGAACCGCACUCUCGAUUCUACGCAGCUCAAAUCGUCCUGGCGUUCGAAUACCUACACUACCUAGAUCUGAUCUAUCGGGAUCUGAAACCGGAGAAUCUGCUAAUUGAUUCCCAGGGCUACCUCAAAGUAACCGACUUUGGCUUCGCCAAGCGGGUCAAGGGGCGCACUUGGACUCUCUGCGGCACUCCCGAGUACCUAGCCCCUGAAAUCAUCCUCAGCAAGGGCUACAACAAGGCUGUUGACUGGUGGGCGCUGGGAGUCCUGGUUUAUGAGAUGGCAGCUGGUUAUCCACCAUUCUUUGCAGAUCAGCCCAUUCAGAUCUAUGAGAAAAUUGUUUCGGGAAAGGUACGCUUCCCGUCCCACUUCGGUUCCGACCUGAAAGAUCUGCUACGUAAUCUGCUGCAAGUCGACCUGACCAAACGCUACGGCAAUCUGAAGGCGGGUGUCAAUGACAUCAAAGGUCACAAGUGGUUCGCGUCCACCGACUGGAUAUCCAUCUUCCAGAAGAAGGUGGAGGCUCCGUUCAUCCCGCGUUGCAAGGGCCCCGGUGACACCAGCAACUUUGACGACUACGAGGAGGAGGCCCUACGCAUAUCGUCUACGGAAAAGUGCGCCAAGGAGUUCGCCGAAUUCUGAAUCGGUCUCGGGUCGCCUGUAAGUAGCCUUGCCACUUUAACGGGCCGAUAGCGGCCCGCCGUCGAUCGGGGCUCUUCCAUUGUCGGUUGCGUGCUUGUCCGAUCGGACCUCUGCACCGCCAACCGCAGUUCAUCGCCGCUGAAGUGGCUUUUGUGUCGAAUAGGUAGAAUAGGUUUGAUGUGUGAUGGAGAUUUUUAGCGUAUGAUUUAUUGUAUUUUUUAUUUAUUAGAAGUUAUUGUAUAUAUUGUAUAAUAGCCGGUGAAGAGUGCACUAUUUACAUUAAAUAGUGCGCGCAAAUCAGUUUCAAUUCUCGCCCCGGUGCAGAGGGGCCGAUCACGUAAGUAUAGGAGUUAAGCAUUACCUAGUAUGAAACAAUCGUUGUAGUGAUUAAUAUUAGGUAUGAAGACGUUAGGCUAUCAUACAGCUGCCUCAGAGAGCUUCAACUUCCAUAAUGUUUUUUGUCCAUAUCAAAUAUUUUAAAAGUAAUUCUCCUGUUAUUGUUGAGCUGGCAAGUAAUUCGCGUUUCGCUUCUUUGUACUAGUCAAUUUUUUUUUGUAUGGAUCCAGCAGCAACGUGAUAUUUACCUGUUGUUUUCGCUCCUGUUUGUUGAUGUUGUUACACACCUUGUUGAAAAUUUCUUGGUGACGCCCCUGUAUCUUUUCGAAACUUUCCAAAUUGGAUAUUCAUUGCC